AAAGUACGAGUGGAACAAAUCCACAUCUCUCAAUAUUUCGAGUCUUCCCAGUGUAUGCUGUUGACAAUCCGCACGCAAGCCCACGAACAGCUUCAUAGAGAUCUGUGUUUCGAUAUCGCCCAUCGGCUUAAUGGUAUGGGACUGGGUGACAGCUUUAAUCUCACAGGAGGAGUGACCUGCUACAGUCAAGGAUUCCAUUCUUGCAGCGGCAACGGUAGCGCAGGAGGUGCAAGCUCGUCGAUUUGGCCGUUAGGAGAACGAAAUAGACGCUUUCCUACACUCAUGAUCGAGGCUGGAUGCUCUUGGUCUUUAGUCAGCAUGCGAGCCAAGGCAGAAUGGUGGUUUCAGGUCUCGAACCACAAUGUCAAGAUUGUUCUCUUGGCAAAGUUUGACGAGAGUCAAAAUACGGUAGUCCUGGAGAGGUGGCAAGAGAGACAGCGGGAACAUGCAGGUGAUGAAGAGGCAGAAUGGGUGGCCUCCUGUCAACAGACAAUUACCAUCUCCGAGACUGAAGCAAACCCGCAGGUGUAUCGAGUGACUGGUGGCGAGUUGGUAUUGGAUCUCAGACUGUUGCUUUUGAAGAGUCCGCCUCAGGGAGAGGAAUAUGUUGUUUUGACUGUUGAGUACUUACAGAGAUAUGCCCGACCACUGUUAGAGCGGAGAUUAUAUGUGUCGCAUUGA
This is a messenger RNA of Trichoderma virens Gv29-8, 681 nucleotides long. RefSeq lists its product as uncharacterized. The transcript has a single exon. NCBI's taxonomy places the organism in Eukaryota, Fungi, Ascomycota, Sordariomycetes, Hypocreales, Hypocreaceae. The record is from RefSeq and is a predicted model, not a curated record. The annotation marks the transcript as partial.